GUUUUCCCAACAAAUAAAAUUGUUAUGGACAAAGGACAAAGGAAGGCCUUAGAAUUCAAUUGGUUUAUCGAUACCUUUCCUUAAUCCCCCAAUCGGCAAUUGGCUCUGCAAGUGACAAAGGAAGGCCGCCACCACGGCCGGACAAGUCGAGGAGGAUUACCGUAUGCCUCCAGUCUGUUGAAUCGGGGGUUCCGCUCGGCUCUCGCAGACUCGCUGAACCAGUGAUGAUGAGCCUUUGGCCUUAAAAGGAUGCAUGAGCUUUGUAUGGUGGAUGGUUUUGUGGAUAUAACUAAUAACUUGGGAGACAUGAUAAAAUAUCUGGCAAAUGAACCAUCGGUGGGGCUUUUCUACAUCCAACAACAUACCCACAACGCAAUCCCCAACCUGGUCAACCUUAACAAGAAUGUGGUGGAGAAAUCUCAUGAGGUGAUUUUACAUAUGGAAGAUUUAGAGGAUUCUAUAACAGUAAUGAGAUCAAUGAAAGCGUUUGGCUUUUCGAUUGCUGAAGAGAUGAACAAAGACAUCAAAUACUCCCUUUCUGUCAUGACAGCAAGCCAACCAAAAAAAGGAUUAUUAAAUAUAACUAUCCCCAGGGGCAGUUUUGGGAUUGGGAGUGUUAGCACAAACAGCAAUUUGGAUGGCAGUGAUAACAACAGCAGUUAUCUGUCUAGUGUAUUGAAAUCAGCCAGGCGAAAAGCUAGUAGCUUCAAGUGGGCUCAACUUGAAACCAAAGUGCCGUCUUCACCAACUUUUGCAAAGGCUAGUACUGAUCAGUUGCUGUCCUUUUCAAGUAAGUUUGAGGAGUUUAGGGCAACCAGGGAAGCGGAAUUGGAAGAGUGGUUGGAAGGUGGAAGAUGCGACCAGUAAGAGUAAACCCCGGGGGCUAAAGGAUACAUUUUAAAGGAUGAUGAAAAGAUGCUAGAAUUUUGGGGGCCGAACAAUUGUGCUGAUUAGAUGAUAACUCGCUUCCCACUAUGAGAGCUUUGCAUUGGUUGCAUACUUGCAUGUGUUUACUGUUUAAGCCCCCCCUCAAAAAAGGCAUUAAGCAGCGGUUACCUGGUGGAUGGUGUAGGGGCUUUUGUAGGAGAGUCAUGCAAUCUUGAUCUCUGAUGGUGUACAUAUUUGUUUACUUUUAUGUAUUAUUUCAGAUCAAGUCUGGAGGAUCGGAGUGGAAUGAAAUUGCGAAAGAAGUCCAUUUAUUUUGAUAUUUUGUACAAAAUUUGUGGUUUUAUAUUUAGAAGCUCAUCUAAUUCUUCCAAAUAUACAAAAAGAAAAUUACCGAAGAUACAUUGAACUAGUGUUUUGUGUUUUAGAAAUCUGAAAUUUAGCUUGGGACAAUUGGUUCUAA
Messenger RNA from Cuscuta europaea, 1348 nucleotides. The record is from the annotation of a GenBank genome assembly. NCBI's taxonomy places the organism in Eukaryota, Viridiplantae, Streptophyta, Magnoliopsida, Solanales, Convolvulaceae.